AUGACCAAGCUCGCACUUCUAGCUCUCAUGCUGUUCUGUGUUGCCAGUCUCAGUCAAGGUAAGGAGGAUAUCUGCAGCCUACCCAUUCGGGUAGGAAUCUGCCGAUUCCGCAUCAGUGUUUGGGGCUUUGAUCCCAACAAAGGUCAAUGUGUCAAUUUUCUCUACAGUGGAUGCAUGGGCAACGCCAAUCGCUUCGUAGAUCGGAGGGCCUGCGAACGCGCCUGUCUUAAAUCUUCAUCAUCGAACAAGCACUAA
Echinococcus granulosus is the source of this 255-nucleotide messenger RNA. RefSeq names its product Collagen alpha-3(VI) chain. NCBI's taxonomy places the organism in Eukaryota, Metazoa, Platyhelminthes, Cestoda, Cyclophyllidea, Taeniidae. The coding region runs from base 1 to 255 and encodes 84 amino acids. The transcript is spliced from 2 exons. Gene Ontology annotation, molecular function: serine-type endopeptidase inhibitor activity. The record is from RefSeq and is a predicted model, not a curated record.